This is a messenger RNA of Gregarina niphandrodes, 831 nucleotides long. RefSeq names its product zinc knuckle protein. Bases 1 to 831 code for a protein of 276 amino acids. The record is from RefSeq and is a predicted model, not a curated record. Lineage: Eukaryota; Apicomplexa; Conoidasida; Eugregarinorida; Gregarinidae. Gene Ontology annotation, molecular function: nucleic acid binding; zinc ion binding. The transcript has a single exon.
AUGGAGGGGGUGGGUUCAGACAUCAGGUUUCUUGAGCAUCCACAUCUUGGGGUCGUGGCGAUUCGGGGCAACUUGCAGCCUGCAGAAGUGACGACAUUUCUGAAGUGGAUCGAGCGUGUAUUGACGCCAGUUGUGGAGGAAAGUGCGAUAGACAACUUGCCGGUGACGCUUUCUAGAAACACGCCCAUUUCGAAAGCCGUAGUGGCAGCGUGUGCUAGGAGAGAUCUGCCCGCAAAUGGAGGCAGCGGCUACGGCGGAGGUGGCUACGGCGGAGGUGGCUACGGCGGAAGCGGAGGUCGUGGAGCGAAACGCUGUUACCGGUGUGGCGAGAUGGGGCACACCGGUCGCAUCUGCCCGCAGAACGGAGGACCGGGCGGCGGUGGUCGGCGUAGCGAGGGCGGUGGACCCUACGGACAGAGUUCAUAUGCUACUGGAGCGAAUGCGACGGGUAUUGGAAGUGGGUACAGUAGUAGUUCAGGCGGUGGGUAUGGCGGCGGUUCAGGGGGCGGUGGUCAGGGGGGUGGCGUAUACGGAUCUGUGCGAGGAGGACAAGAUUCCGAGUCGGGAACGGUGGUGCGCAACGGCUAUGGUUCGGAGCCUCCGCGAGGGUACGGCUCGCUUCCCGAACGUAUCGAGGAGAGCAGCUCCUCUCCCCCGGUCUACACAGCGCCCCCAAUGAGCGACGGCCCCGCGGCGACCGGCGGUAGCCGACAGACCGAUACCCCCCCACAGGAUGAAGCGGAACCAGGCGAGGAAGGUUGGGUGCCGAAGCUGGACUUGAUCAAAGGUGAAGAAAAGGCGAUGUACGACCUUAUUUCUGACGAGGAAUAA